AUGGUAAAGGAAAAUCUUUCUGUAUCAGAAUCUGACGGAAACUCUAGUAAAUCGAGUUCCGAAGAGGCCGAAGAAUUUACAGAUAGUGAUGAUGACGAUACUGAGAAAGGGAAUGAUGGAAUGACAGAAUAUGAGAAGCAGAGAUUGUCCAGGAUUCAAGAGAAUAGGGCAAGAUUGGAAGCUUUACGAUUACCAAAUCUCGCUGCUACUUUAUAUUCUGGUUCUAAAGGGAAAAUAAAACAACAUGAACAGAAAAAGGGGAAAGUCGGGAAGAAAAGCAAAAAGGAUGAUGAUGAUGAUUAUGUACAACCAUCUGAUAGCGAAGAAGAAAUUAGGGUUAGUUCUUCUUAUUCUACAAGCGGAGAAGACUCGAACGAAGAAGAAUUUAAUCAAAUUAACAAAGCUGGUAGUUCCCGUUCUCGUCGUCCUAAGGGAAAAAACAUACAGUCUCCAAAAAGGAGAAAAGGUAAGAAACAACUUCGGCGGAAGAAUAUAAGUGAAUCAGAUUUCAUUUGUGAUGAGGAAAAAGCUCUAAUGCAGGCGAUUGCUCUUUCGCUUGAGGGCUCAGAAGCUGUGAAUCAAGAGCCUCUUCAGUAUUCUAAUCUAACUAAAAGAAAAGGUGGGGGCAAAGUCAAGGAAAAUGAUGAAAGGAGAAAAAGAAUAAAGCCGAAUACGAGCCGGGUGCAGAUGACGGAGGAUCAGGUGAUCAUUCACUUCUUUCAGUUUGACGAAGCGGGGAAAGGGAGUAUAACUAAAAGAGAUUUGCAAAGAGUAGCAACUGAACAUGAUUUUUCAUGGUCCGAUGAGGAGAUGGCUGCUAUGAUUCAUUGCUUUGAUAGUGAUGGAGAUGGAAAGCUAAGUCUUGAAGAUUUUCGAAAAAUUGCGUAUAGAUGCAACUUAGUACAAAGCCAUGCAAAUUCUUCGAUGGUCUGAAGACGUAUCCGGUAGGAAGCACAUGAGCUUGAAAUGAGUGAUAUCUUAACAGGACCAUUAUAAGUCUGGUUAAAACAGGCAAUAGAAGGUGUAGAAGAAGUAGUUGGAUGUGGCACCUUCCUUUUAGCAC
Molecule: messenger RNA, 1063 nt
Organism: Papaver somniferum (opium poppy)
Lineage: Eukaryota; Viridiplantae; Streptophyta; Magnoliopsida; Ranunculales; Papaveraceae
Exons: 7
Coding region: 1-933 (310 amino acids)
Molecular function (GO): calcium ion binding
Source: RefSeq, a predicted model, not a curated record